Megalopta genalis is the source of this 1001-nucleotide messenger RNA. RefSeq names its product zinc finger matrin-type protein 2-like. Gene Ontology annotation, cellular component: U4/U6 x U5 tri-snRNP complex; spliceosomal complex. NCBI's taxonomy places the organism in Eukaryota, Metazoa, Arthropoda, Insecta, Hymenoptera, Halictidae. Gene Ontology annotation, biological process: mRNA splicing, via spliceosome. The record is from RefSeq and is a predicted model, not a curated record. Gene Ontology annotation, molecular function: zinc ion binding; nucleic acid binding.
UUUCUCUACCUGGUCAGGGUGCCCCCGCAAUAGUGAGGCUUGGUAUGGUGAAUAGAGAAGAACUGUGCUGUACUGUAGUGUAUUUCUGUUGUAGAUAACAGGUUUAAUUGAAACUUUAAUAAUUUUCAGCAAUGUCUAUGCGACCUGACGAUCACAGGCGAAAAUGGAACAGGGAAGAGUACGAAAGGAUAGCUCUUCAGCGUCUCCAGGAUGAGAUCGCUGAAGAGGAGUUGGGAAUUCCAAAACAACCAGCUGUGAAAAGAGAAUUGUUGAAACAGAGAGAUUACAAAGUUGAUCUUGAGUCUAAAUUAGGAAAAAGUGUUGUUAUUAACAAGAAUACACCAUCUUCUCAAACUGGAGGGUAUUAUUGCAAUGUAUGCGAUUGUGUUGUGAAGGACUCAAUUAAUUUCUUGGACCACAUCAAUGGAACAAAACAUCAACGUAAUUUGGGCAUGUCAAUGAAAAUAGAACGUUCUACAUUAGAUCAAGUUAAAGCCCGUUUUGCAAUGAAUAAAAAGAAGUUAGAAGAAAAGAAGAAGGAUUAUGAUCUAGAACAAAGAGUAAAAGAGUUGAAGUUGGAAGAAGAGAAGAUCAAGGAAUAUAGAAAAGAAAAGAGGAAAGACAGAAAGAGAAAAAUCGAUGAAGUUAAUGAAAACAAUCAUGGGCCUUUGGACGAAAUGGCAGCGAUAAUGGGUUUUAAAGACUUUGGGUCUAAGAAAAGGUGACAAUGAAGAUUUGCUGCAUUAUUUAUGACAAACAAAUGCCUUCUCUAAAGGGGGAAAACAGUGGUGCCACUUCAUAGUUUCGUGCAAUCUGUUGAGUUUGUAAAUUAACAUUGAUCCGUACAAGGUCAGGGAUCCACAAGACUGAUCUUAGCAUUACAAAAGAUUACUUUUGAUUUCAAUAUUUAUAUUCUCAGUGAAUUCCACCAUUUACCUAACUACUACCUUGUAUGACUUAAUGUUUCGUACACGAUACAACGAUAAAUCUAUUGAACGUAA